Messenger RNA from Myodes glareolus (Bank vole), 2469 nucleotides. The record is from RefSeq and is a predicted model, not a curated record. NCBI's taxonomy places the organism in Eukaryota, Metazoa, Chordata, Mammalia, Rodentia, Cricetidae.
UCUCAGGGGCUAACUGGGCUCUAAUACCUCCCCUGUGGCAGCAAUGGGCCAUUUCCAGCAGGGACGGUGCCAUGUCGACCCAAAUGCCUGAAUGCCACUCACCUCCAAAGAGCACGGAGUCUGAAAAGUGGCAGUGACAGAAGAGGUGACUCUUGCGGCUGAAGCUGCGGUGCUUGAGGCGGAGGAAGGAGUCUCCUAACUGGUGCCACAUACAUCAGAUGGAUGGUCUCUAGCCUGCUUCCAAACCCGCCCUCGGCUGAGUGCUGGGCAGCACUUCUACAUGAUCCUAUGACGCUUGAUAUGGACGCAGUCCUGUCAGACUUUGUUCGGUCCACGGGGGCAGAACCUGGUCUGGCCAGAGACCUGCUGGAAGGCAAGAACUGGGACCUGACGGCCGCUCUAAGCGACUAUGAGCAACUCCGACAGGUGCACACAGCCAACCUGCCACACGUGUUCAAUGAAGGGAGGUGUGCCAAGCAGCCCGAGCGAGAAUUGCCUCAGCCAGGGCACAAAGUGGAGCGGCCCUGCCUGCAGAGGCAGGACGAUAUUGCCCAAGCAGAGAAGCGUCUUUCCCGGGGAAUUUCCCAUGCCAGCUCAGCCAUCGUCUCCCUGGCCCGAUCCCACGUAGCCAAUGAAUGCAGCAGUGAGCAGUUCCCACUGGAGAUGCCUAUCUAUACAUUCCAGCUGCCGGACCUGAGCGUGUACAGUGAGGACUUCAGGAGCUUCAUCGAACGGGACCUGAUCGAGCAGGCCACCAUGGUAGCUCUGGAGCAGGCAGGUCGCCUGAACUGGUGGUCUACUGUGUGCACAAGCUGUAAACGGCUCCUUCCUUUGGCCACGACAGGGGACGGGAACUGCCUCUUACAUGCCGCCUCACUGGGAAUGUGGGGCUUUCACGACCGGGACCUGGUUCUGCGGAAAGCUCUCUAUACCAUGAUGAGGACCGGUGCUGAGCGAGAAGCCCUGAAGCGGAGGUGGAGGUGGCAGCAGACACAGCAGAACAAGGAGUCAGGGCUGGUGUACACUGAGGAGGAAUGGGAGCGAGAGUGGACAGAGCUGCUAAAACUGGCCUCCAGCGAGCCUCGCACACACUUCAGCAAGAAUGGCAGCGGCACGGGUGGUGGUGUGGACAACUCUGAGGAUCCUGUAUAUGAAAGCCUGGAAGAGUUCCAUGUCUUUGUCCUAGCCCACAUACUGCGGAGACCCAUUGUGGUGGUGGCAGACACCAUGCUAAGAGACUCUGGUGGUGAAGCGUUUGCACCCAUCCCAUUUGGAGGGAUCUACCUGCCCUUGGAGGUGCCUCCCAACAGGUGCCACUGUUCGCCCCUGGUUCUGGCCUAUGACCAAGCGCACUUCUCGGCCCUUGUGUCCAUGGAACAGAGAGACCAACAGAGAGAACAAGCCGUCAUCCCCCUGACGGAUUCGGAGCACAAGCUGCUGCCCUUGCACUUUGCGGUGGACCCCGGAAAGGAUUGGGAGUGGGGGAAAGAUGACAACGACAAUGCCCGGCUAGCCCACCUCAUCCUGUCUCUAGAAGCCAAGCUGAACCUUCUACACAGCUACAUGAAUGUGACGUGGAUCCGCAUCCCCUCUGAGACCCGGGCUCCCCUUGCACAGCCAGAGUCUCCAACAGCCUCAGCGGGGGAGGAUGUGCAGUCCCUGGCCGAAUCACUGGACUCGGACCGAGAUUCUGUGUGCAGCAAUUCCAACAGCAAUAAUGGCAAGAACGGUAAGGACAAGGAGAAGGAGAAACAGCGCAAGGACAAGGACAAGACGCGCGCAGACUCCGUGGCCAACAAGCUGGGCAGCUUCAGCAAGACGCUGGGCAUCAAGCUGAAGAAAAACAUGGGCGGGCUGGGCGGCCUGGUGCACGGUAAGAUGGGUCGCGCCAACUCUGCCAAUGGCAAGAACGGCGACAGCACCGAGCGCAGCAAGGAGAAGAAGUCCAAGUCGCGCAAGGGCAGUAAAGAGGAAUCGGGAGCGUCGGCUAGCACCUCGCCCUCAGAAAAGACCACGCCGUCGCCCACGGACAAGGCGGCGGGAACUUCGCCGGCCGACAAAGGCAACGGGCCAAGGGGCGACGCCUGGAAGUACAGCACGGACGUGAAGCUGAGCCUCAACAUCUUGCGCGCCGCCAUGCAGGGCGAGCGCAAGUUCAUCUUCGCUGGCCUGCUGCUCACCAGCCACCGGCACCAGUUCCACGAGGAGAUGAUCGGCUACUACCUGACCAGCGCGCAGGAGCGCUUUAGCGCGGAGCAGGAGCAGCGGCGCAGGGACGCUGCGGCGGCAGCCAGCGCCACGGCCACGGCCACGGCCACAACCAAGCGACCGACGACUCCCCAGCUCCAUCUCAUAAGCAAAUCCUCCCACAGCCCCCGGCUCGAGCAACAUUCACACUGCCAUCCAAGCCGCGGGCGACCACAGAAUGGGCACCGGACAACCUACCUCUCAGGGCACGGUGAGGUGUAG